Verticillium alfalfae VaMs.102 is the source of this 567-nucleotide messenger RNA. RefSeq names its product NACHT and WD domain-containing protein. The record is from RefSeq and is a predicted model, not a curated record. Bases 1 to 567 code for a protein of 188 amino acids. Lineage: Eukaryota; Fungi; Ascomycota; Sordariomycetes; Glomerellales; Plectosphaerellaceae. The transcript has 3 exons.
AUGGAAAGGAUCAAAAAUGAAGAGUCCACGCAAAAAGCACGCCGGGCCUUCACCCUCAGAAGCGUAGCCCGGCGCGACACUACAACAAGAUCCGACGGUGGCGGCGGAAAAGGACCCAUUGGCCUCACAACAUUGUUUGAGCCCAGUGUGCCGGGCAUCGCCGACUUGAUCUUCGUCCAUGGGCUAAACGGAGGAUCCUACAGUACCUGGACACAAGACGAUGACCCUGACAAGUUCUGGCCAGCUAAAUGGCUUCCCCACGACGAAGCUUUUCAGGAUGCGCGGAUCCAUACGUUUGGGUACAACUCGAGCUGGGCUCAGGAGAGCGUUCUGAACAUCCAGGAUUUUGCUUCAUCUUUACUCCUUUCUCUGAAGGAUUGCCCAAAGAUACCGAGAGAAGAAUGGGCACCACCCCUCAUCUUUGUCGGCCACAGCAUGGGAGGCCUGGUGGUGAAGAAAGCUUUCCUGCUCUCCAAGCAGAAACAGGAUUUCGCCUCUAUCUCUCAGCGUCCAUCAAUAACGAGUUUCCAGAGCAGGCGAUGGCAUUCGACUCUUCUCAUUCUUUGA